AUGGCCUGUCCUUGCUGCUGCGUUCAUCGUGGCGGCGGCGUCUCUGUCGUCGCCGGGCCAUGCAAGCCUCAACCGGCGGCGGCCGAGGGGGGGGGGGAUCCUACCGCUGGGUUCGUGAAGGUGGGCCUCGCCGACGGCGACUUCCAGGUGCAGAGGCCGUACGACGUGGCGGAGAGCCGGUGGUUCCGGUACCGGGACGGCGUACGGACGUUCUGGGUGUACGACUCCGACAAGCUCUUCAACACUGCCACCCACACUAACCCUCGCACCGAAGUCAGGCUCGGACGGUCUUCAGCGGCAAAUCUAGGUGGGGAGCGGGGCACGGGAGAGCUCGGCGCCGACCGCGAGGGUCGGCGGCGGCCACAUCCGGGCGUCCAGAGUUCAGCAGAUCCGGCCGGAGUUGGGCAGAUCUGGCCCCUCUCUCCUCCCUCUGCUAUUUUUUCGCUUCUCUCUCCUUCCUCUCUGUUGCUUUUUGCUACUUUUUGGGCUAGGGAACCGAUGCCCUUUGCAAGAUCCUUGGAGCUUAGUGGAGACACGGUCCACAGCUGCAUGGCAAGCAUGCUCCGACGUGGUAGGCUAGAGCCACGUUCCACAUUGGAGCAUUAUGUAUGCCCUAAGAACACAUGUUCAUCAUCGCAGGGCCACGACUACUCGUCAGGAGUGUGGCAAUUCGAGGGGUACGGGUACGUGCCAUCCGGAACAUCGGGGGUGUCAGUGAUGCAGAUCCACAACGAGAAGGGCGCCGAGCAUGCUACGAUCCUGAUGUUACACGUCUACGGCGGUGUGCUCCGAUUCUACGAUGGCCCAGCCAUCACCGGCGACAUCUACGACCGGUGGUUCCGGCUGAACGUGGUGCACGACGCGGAGGUGUCGAUGGUGGCCAUGUUCGUCAACGUCGAGCGCAAGUUCUCCGCCGACGUGAUCGUGAGCAGGUCGUACUACUUCGAGUUUGGGGUGUACAUGCAGCACUGCGACUGAUCGGACUGCAUGGAGUCCCGAUUGUCACGGUUUACACCAAGAACUAUUAGUAAACUAGGUGUCACUGUUAUGUUAUGGUUUAUGUCGAUGCUAGUACGUGUGUAAAUCAAGAUAGAUAAAUGAAGUUUUAUUAUUAUUGA
This is a messenger RNA of Oryza brachyantha (malo sina), 1118 nucleotides long. Its product is annotated as citrate-binding protein-like. The transcript has 2 exons. The record is from RefSeq and is a predicted model, not a curated record. Lineage: Eukaryota; Viridiplantae; Streptophyta; Magnoliopsida; Poales; Poaceae. Bases 1 to 978 code for a protein of 325 amino acids.